Molecule: messenger RNA, 1123 nt
Organism: Glycine soja
Lineage: Eukaryota; Viridiplantae; Streptophyta; Magnoliopsida; Fabales; Fabaceae
Exons: 2
Coding region: 162-878 (238 amino acids)
Source: RefSeq, a predicted model, not a curated record
AAGAUGCGUAGCCACAAACCAAACCAGCCUCAUAUUCUUGAUUCUUUAGGUGGCUUCAGAGAGUGAGCUUUAUGGUUUUGGUAAUUCCAUUUUGUUCAUCAAGAUACAUUUCUAGAGUUCAACCUCUAUAUCUUUCAGCAAGUGAAUCACACGCACUAUAGAUGAAUUGCAAAAUAAACUCCUUAAGCUCACCAAUUCCAUGCAAACUUUACACCAAGAAACCAAGGCUUAGAAGAACAAACACCAUCCUAUUUUCCUUUUCCUCAAGUGAAAAACAACAAAAAACCAUUUCCACCAGCACAAGCAUUGAGGCUUACACUGUUAGCUUCAAGACAGAAAAGGGUUGCAAGCUUGGCAUUUCAAGGUAUCCUGACUUUGAAUAUGAUGCGGAAGGGGGAAUAGGAACUGGGGUUGGUGCAAAGGACACAAAGAAUGAUCCAGCCAACAAUGACCUUCCAGUUUCAUUUGAUCUUGAAACUUUGUAUAUUCCACCACUAACAAGUUCUACCACCAAGUUUCUUGGUUUGCCAUUGCCACCAUUUUUGAAGAUUGAUAUAGUUCCUGAAGCAUUUCAAGGAAACAUUAACCAAGAAUCUGGCAAGGUUGAUCUUGAGUUCAAGGCCAAGUUCUUGUUUUCUGCUGCUAGUCUCUACAAGGCUCCUCCAUUGAUGGUGAAGACAGUGUUGACAUCUGAAGAAACAAAUGGCACAAUGAGGAGAGGAAGAGGCAAGAGAUUGGAUAAAGAAGGGAAGUGCAGACUGGUUGGUGUGGCAACAGUUGACCCUAUUGAUGAUAUCUUUAUGAAUUCCUUCCUUGGCCUCCCAACUGAGUGCCUUGCUGAGUUAAAUGCUGUAAUCUCCAUUUCUUCCUCAUCUUAAGAUCUCAUCACAAAAUUUGGAUAUUUGUUGAAGCCUAUUUAUAAUACAAGGUGAUGCAUUGUAGAGACUAGAGAGCAGUUAUAAGUGAAUUAGUUUACCCAAUUCAGCAUUGUGGCCUGAUAGCCAUCCAUGUACAACACUAUAGUCUAUAGGUAAAACAAUUAUAAAUGUACUAAUAGAAGAAGAGUGAAGUCUUAUACAAUAUCCUUAAACUUUUGUUAUGCCAAUGUGUUUUUACUUUUUAA